UUGGGGGAGGCCUGUCGACUCGGCGCCCUGCAGACCGACGGACGUUCGGGGCGGAUCGAAGAGGGGCUCGGCGCCCCCUGCGUGCACGUGUGCUAGCCCGGGCAGGAGGGAGCGCCUCCGCGGAGGAGUCCAGGAAGAGGGGGCAGGGAGAGGCGCUCCACAACCUCGGUCCCGGGCGCCCUGGUCGGCCGCGGUGGAGCUGCAGCUUCCAACAGGUAGCCGCAUCGCCCGGAGCCAGGCCUGCCUGGAGCGCUGCAUGCAAAUUCAGCUGCUGGCUAGGGCACACUAACCCGAGUUGCAGGCAUGGACUUCGUCAUGAAGCAGGCCCUUGGAGGGGCCACCAAGGACAUGGGGAAGAUGCUGGGCGGAGAAGAAGAGAAGGACCCCGACGCACAGAAGAAGGAAGAGGAGCGGCAGGAGGCACUUCGGCAGCAAGAGGAGGAGCGCAAGGCCAAGCACGCGCGCAUGGAGGCCGAGCGCGAGAAGGUCCGGCAGCAGAUACGAGACAAGUAUGGGCUGAAGAAGAAGGAGGAGAAGGAGGCCGAGGAGAAGGCAGCCCUGGAGCAGCCCUGCGAGGGGAGCCUGACCCGGCCCAAGAAGGCCAUCCCAGCAGGCUGCGGGGAUGAGGAGGAAGAGGAGGAGGAGAGCAUCCUGGACACGGUGCUCAAAUACCUGCCCGGGCCGCUGCAGGACAUGUUCAAGAAGUAACCGGCACCCCCACCCCCGAC
This is a messenger RNA of Dama dama (fallow deer), 728 nucleotides long. It is a transcript of the gene CPLX2, whose product is annotated as complexin 2. The transcript is spliced from 4 exons. NCBI's taxonomy places the organism in Eukaryota, Metazoa, Chordata, Mammalia, Artiodactyla, Cervidae. Gene Ontology annotation, molecular function: syntaxin binding. Gene Ontology annotation, cellular component: SNARE complex; terminal bouton. Gene Ontology annotation, biological process: neurotransmitter transport; synaptic vesicle exocytosis; regulation of neurotransmitter secretion. Bases 304 to 708 code for a protein of 134 amino acids. The record is from RefSeq and is a predicted model, not a curated record.